Messenger RNA from Calliphora vicina (urban bluebottle blowfly), 569 nucleotides. RefSeq lists its product as uncharacterized. Lineage: Eukaryota; Metazoa; Arthropoda; Insecta; Diptera; Calliphoridae. The transcript has 3 exons. The record is from RefSeq and is a predicted model, not a curated record. The coding region runs from base 93 to 533 and encodes 146 amino acids.
GUAGGUAUGUGUGCAAAUGUGACUGAUAGAUAAAUACAACAUUUGAAUCUUAUUUAUUUGCAAAUAUUAUUUAAAUUGCCCCACACAUCUACAUGAGCAUGCUGGGAUUUGUUUACUUGGUUCUAAUAUUGGGUUGGAUAUUGAUUGUUUUAUUUUUAAAGUGUAAAAAAUCGAUUACUCCCCAUAUUGGGUUAACUGAUAAUUACACAGAUGCCAUUGGAUCGGAUCAACGUCGACCCUCUGUUCAUGUGAUUCAACUACAACGGGAGGAUUUAGAAAACGAGCAUCAAUUAAUUGAUGCCUAUCACGAACGAAGCAAUAGUUUAAGGCGCCAUUCUCAGCGCCAGCCUUUAUCAGCUAUUGGGGAACGUAAUAUUGAAACAACAUAUCCUACAGAAGCUAUUGUUAAUCCAGCCUAUACACACGACGAAGAAUACAUUAUCAACGCUCCUCCUCCAUCAUAUGAUGAAGUCAUGAGGCAACCGGAGAUCUAUCCGAAGGUCAGUAAUAAAAUCACCGAAGCGAACAUUUGAUCCCAAAUGGCAAUUGGAUUUGUUUAUAUUUUUAUA